UUUUAUUUGGGUCGGAUUUAUUAUUGUUUAACAACAUAAAUAAAGGGAGAAGGGAGAACACUCUGUUCUCAAUUAUCCUCGUUAUUUUUCGCGAGCAGGUUUUCCUUAAAACUGUUUUCUGAAACGGAUCCAAAAGCAAGGGUUUUAAACUUCGGACCUUCUCCUCCGAUGGCGACAACAGUAGCAGAAUGCGAAUCAAAACCAUCACCUGGAGAUUAUCCUCCCGACGAAAAACCAAAAUCCCUAGAAGAAGCAGCCUCGUCAUGGAUCGAAUACGGGGUCAAUCAAGCUCAGCUCUUGCACAAAACCCUAGACGACACUGUCAAUUCAUUCAUUGAAGCCUCUGGAUCUCGCUUCUCUCAAAUUCUGUCCACUUCUUCUGCUCAUCUCCAACAAACCAUUGAAUCUCUGAAAGAUGUUAAAUCUGAAUAUGAUGUCUACGAGGAUCUUGCUGUUGGAAAGAUUAAAGAGGGUAUUCUCGUUGCAGCAUCAAAUCCAUUGAUUACAUCCGGGGUGUGUGUUGGUUUGGGAUGUUUGCUGCUAAAAAGGCCAAGGCAUUUCUUAUACUAUAACACCUUGCGGCUUCUUGUCAGUGAAGAGUCCAUGGUUGCCAGAGCUGAUGCUAAAGUGAAUGAGUUGCGGAAAUCAAUUGACCUUCUGAAGGCUGAAAGUGAGAAAUUGGAGAAGAGGGCAUUACAAGCUGAAGAUGAGAUGAAACGAGGGAGGACAAAGCUCAGACAAGCUGGGAAUCAGAUUCAAAGUGUCAUUCGCUCAGCUUAUAAGAUUGAAAGACAAGCAAGGGGCUUGAAAGAUAUUCUUGGAGAACUUCCAAGUAGAGAAGCAUCUCGAUUCCGAUCACAGGUUUCCAAGCUUGCUUCUGAGGCAAAACGAGAAAGGAGUGCUUUGAGCAAGGAGGUCUCAAAAAUCAGUAACUAUGGGAUUUCUGUCUAAGAAUUCUUGUGGCUGCCCUCUGGGUGCUCAUGCACUGGAGUUCUUUGGUGAUAAUUACAAGAUCUUGCGUCUAAAAUGAUGGCAUCAUUUCUUUCAGAAAUAAAUGCAAUCUAUAUAAUAACAUUUAUUCACCGAAUUUUGUUAAACGGUGACACAAGUUUGUUUCAAACUGUACAUCCUUUUUUGCUGGGAUGGUAUUUGUCCAAACGUUUGGAAGAACCAGUACAAUAAUGAAUAGUUACAUCAUAGGGAUAUAUAAUGACAAAAGUGCCAAAAUUUGAGGUAA
This is a messenger RNA of Vitis vinifera (wine grape), 1237 nucleotides long. RefSeq names its product RGS1-HXK1-interacting protein 1. The record is from RefSeq and is a predicted model, not a curated record. NCBI's taxonomy places the organism in Eukaryota, Viridiplantae, Streptophyta, Magnoliopsida, Vitales, Vitaceae. The transcript is spliced from 9 exons. Bases 169 to 951 code for a protein of 260 amino acids.